AUUCGGCCGUAAAAAUCGCCGUGUGGUGGUAGUGCCUUAAGUUCAGACUUGAAAAGUGUUGUGUUAAAUGCACUGAAAAUUGUGCUAACAUCAACAUGGAUUGGUUUAAAGGAGCUGUUGACUAUGUCGACGACUGGUUCCUAAUGCGCACACCAUGGCCACUGUUCGCGCUAUGGCUCGCGUACAUUUCGUUCGUGCUCAAAGUGGGCCCUUCCUACAUGUCCACGCGGCCCCCCUACAAACUCACCAGCGCUCUAGCCUUGUACAAUCUGUUUCAAGUCGGACUGUCUUGCUACAUCGUUUACAUGGGUACAUACAUCAUGAGCAAAGAAGGUUUGGUGAGCUCGCAUUGCGCGAUUGAAGCGAAAGAUACUCAACCUUAUAUGGUUCGCGGAGUCUACAUAUACUUCUUAGCAAAGAUAUCCGAACUGCUAGACACUGUAUUCUUCGUUCUACGGAAGAAGAUGAACCAGGUCUCCUUCCUCCACGUAUACCACCACUCCCUUAUGGCAAUAUCCACCUGGUUCGCCUUGAAAUAUAACCCCACGGAUGUUCUGAUAUUCCUGGGAACUCUGAACUCUUUUGUGCACGUGGUCAUGUAUGGAUACUACGGGUUGUCUGCGUACCCUAGUAUGACGAAGUAUUUGUGGUGGAAGAAGUAUAUUACUUCGUUUCAGUUGAUACAAUUCGGAUGUAUUACAUUACAUGCGUUCACCAGUACCUUCGUCUCAAACUGCAAGACCUCCUUCGUUCUUCUAAUAACAAUAUUCUUCAACUUAGGUCUCAUGAUAUAUCUAUUCCGCGACUUUUAUAUUAAAUCUUAUGUUAAAAAUGAAGGGAAAAAAGGUCUAGAUAUUAGAAGACUUAGCCAUAGUUUUGUAAACUCUUUAGGAGAACCGAGUAGGUGUGAUGAGACAAAAUCUAUUUAAUUAAACUCCUAGACUUAGAUUAUUUUCUAUAAAUUUUAAUAGAAAUGCAUAAAAAAUAAUUGUAUCAAACUGUGUAUCAAGACAUCGUAUGCACUACCACCAAAACAGAAUCAAUAAAAAAAAACUUAUU
Leguminivora glycinivorella is the source of this 1059-nucleotide messenger RNA. Its product is annotated as elongation of very long chain fatty acids protein 7-like. Gene Ontology annotation, cellular component: endoplasmic reticulum membrane. Gene Ontology annotation, biological process: very long-chain fatty acid biosynthetic process; fatty acid elongation, saturated fatty acid; fatty acid elongation, polyunsaturated fatty acid. The record is from RefSeq and is a predicted model, not a curated record. NCBI's taxonomy places the organism in Eukaryota, Metazoa, Arthropoda, Insecta, Lepidoptera, Tortricidae. The transcript has 5 exons. Gene Ontology annotation, molecular function: fatty acid elongase activity. Bases 96 to 929 code for a protein of 277 amino acids.